GGUUAGCAGGCUGGAUUGAGAGAGAGAGAGAGAAAGAGGGAGGGACAUACACACACUCCUCGCUCACGGACAGCAACUCUAAACCCACACAAAACGUGUCAUCAACGUGGUUUGUUGCAUUAUUUUUAUUCUCAGCGCCACAGAGACGGUUCAGGAAGUAGACCGCUUUAAACGCGUUUGGUUUGGUUUGUUCCCCCCCGAUGAUGCGCUCCAUCAGAGAUGAAACAUUAAAUUGGUUUAGCUUAAUAGGAUUAGUUCAGCAAUCUACAUAGCUCUCCAACUUAUUUCCUUUUCAGCAUCUUGUGGACUUCCAAAUUCUAUACUGGGGGAAAAAAAAACUCCCAAAAAUGAGAGCUCAAAUAGAGGUGAUUCCAUGUAAGAUCUGUGGUGACAAGUCCUCUGGGAUCCAUUAUGGUGUCAUCACCUGUGAAGGCUGCAAGGGAUUUUUUCGCCGCAGCCAGCAAAACAACGCUAUGUACUCAUGCUCUCGGCAGAGGAACUGCCUGAUCGACCGCACCAACCGCAACCGCUGCCAGCACUGUCGUCUCCAGAAGUGCUUGGCACUAGGCAUGAGCCGAGAUGCGGUGAAGUUUGGCCGCAUGUCUAAAAAGCAGCGUGACAGCCUGUACGCAGAGGUGCAGCGGCACCAGCAGCUGGCACGGGAGCCCAUAGAGGCGGGCGAGGACAGCGGACACAGCCGCUCGUACAGCAGCACAGGCUCCAACACCACCCUCAGUGAUCUAGACGACAUCACCACACUGCCUGACGGCCUGCUCUUUGACCUACCACUCACACCAGGAGAGGCAGCUGAAUACUGUGCUCUCGAGCUGUUUGAGGGCGGGGCCAGUAGUGGAACAGCGAGUGCAGUGAGCAGCAGCUCAUCCAGUCAGAGCUCUCCAGAGCCUAGUGUACUGGAUAUAGUAGAAGCAGGUCGGGUGAAGCACGAGUACCAGCUGCUCCCGGAUCCCAGCCUGCUCUCACACAGCCUGCUGGGGGCGCUAUCCAAUGACUGCUCUCUGAUCGAUAUCGAGCGGGUCACUCAGAAUGUGGUGAAAUCACAUUUAGAGACGUGUCAGUACAGCGCAGAGGAGCUGAAACGACUCACUUGGAACCUUUAUACGCCCGAGGAGACCCGCUCAUUCCAGCUCAAGUCUGCUGAGUGGAUGUGGCAGCAGUGUGCUGUGCACAUCACCAACGCCAUCCAGUACGUCGUGGAGUUUGCCAAGCGCGUCAACGGCUUCAUGGACCUCUGCCAGAAUGACCAGAUUAUCCUCCUUAAAGCAGGCUGCUUAGAGGUUCUGCUGAUCCGCAUGUGCCGUGCGUACAACUCCAGCAACAACACAAUGUUUUUCGACGGCAAGUUUGCCAGCCCUCAGCUCUUUAAAGCACUAGGCUGUGAUGACCUGGUGAACGCCAUCUUUGAGUUUGCCAAGAAUCUGUGUCGCCUGCAGCUGAGUGAGGAAGAGAUGGCCCUGUUCAGUGCCGCCAUCUUGCUAUCACCUGAUCGCCCGUGGUUGUCAGAGAGUCAGCAGGUGCAAAAGCUGCAGGAGAAGGUUUAUUUGGCCCUGCAGCACAGCCUGCACAUGGGGGGAGGCAGUCAAGAGAAACUGGACAAGAUGGCGUCCAAGCUGCCGCAGAUGAAGUCAAUCUGUAACCUCCACAUCGAUAAGCUGGAGUUUUUCCGGCUGGUUCACCCUGAAACAGCCUACAGCUUCCCUCCUCUGUACAGGGAAGUGUUUGGCAGCGAGAUCAACUUCCCUGACUCCACUAACAGUUAGAGGCGAGAAGAGAGGGCUGGAGGGAAGUGGGGGUGGAGAUGUGGCAGAAGAGGAAGAGAACUAGAUUCACUGGUGCACAGAGAGGAUGUGUGAAAGAGAGGAUGUUAAAGGUGGAUGAAUAUAAAGAAUAGUGGAGGCCUGAGGUGUGAAAAUGUUUGAGUGUAAAAAAGAAAAUCGAAAGCUGUAAAAACCACUUAACAGCCCAGGCAAUCUGGCGUUUUUAGUUAUGCUUGUGUACAAAGAGCACCACAAAUUGGUACAGCGUCCAACACACUGUACUCCUCUCUACACACAUGACAAACACAUCACACACUCCUCUUUAAAAAAAAAAAAAACACCACUACAACACCUGAAAGCACUUUUGUAUUAUUUAGGAAUAUCUAUAAAGGCAGAGGUUCAUAAUCCUGUCCUCAGGGAUCCUCUGCCGGUACGGAUUUUUGUUCCUGUCCUUUUCCACUUAAUUCCAUUGACGAAUUAUGAAUGUAUGUCCCUAUAACAGCACUUGCUAUAAUGCGGCCGAAUGUAUGAACUGCACUUUGGUUCGCAGAAACGCUUUACAAAACCCACGUCGGUUACACGUGACAAUCAAGAAUCUCCUUCAAACCAUUCAGUGCCCAGAUGUCUGGUAGUAUAAAAGGACCAACCUCCAUGAUGCUGGUAGGGCUGGGCGAUAUGAUGAUGUGAUAUUGAUCUUGAUGUUGAUAUCAUGAUAAAUUCCAUCACAAGACACCUUUCUGAAAUAUGAAUGGUAUCAUGAGUGAAACACUAUCUAAAUUCAUUGUUACUGAAGAUAUCAAGCAGAAAUACAGUAUAUUAGUGUUCAAAAUUGUUUAUUUUUCAAGUUAAAUUAUAUGUUUUUGUAGUCAGAAAUUCAAAGUGCAACUUCAGGGGUUCACUACGACUAUGCAAGCACUACGGGUGUAAUGAUAUGGUACUGUACAUCGUAUCAUUCAAUACAAGGCUCUCAAUUCGAUAUGUUUGUGUAAACAAAGGUAAUAGAAAAAUAUUAUUUUCGUAAAAUACCACUGAUAUCACAUGAGGUAUAAUAAACAUCCAUCCAUCAUCUGUAGCUGCUUAUCCUAUACAGGGU
Neoarius graeffei (lesser salmon catfish) is the source of this 2868-nucleotide messenger RNA. It is a transcript of the gene rorcb, whose product is annotated as RAR-related orphan receptor C b. The transcript has 10 exons. The record is from RefSeq and is a predicted model, not a curated record. Gene Ontology annotation, biological process: regulation of transcription by RNA polymerase II. Gene Ontology annotation, cellular component: nucleus. Gene Ontology annotation, molecular function: RNA polymerase II cis-regulatory region sequence-specific DNA binding; zinc ion binding; nuclear receptor activity. The coding region runs from base 348 to 1778 and encodes 476 amino acids. Lineage: Eukaryota; Metazoa; Chordata; Actinopteri; Siluriformes; Ariidae.